AUGUACACAGCGCAAGAUGUGAUUGAUUUUGUGUUAAAACUUGCAUUGCUCAAUGACAAGGGACUCUUGGAAGCACACGGACAUCUCGAAAUUGGUACUGCUACGAUAGAACCACGGCUUGAUAAGUAUGGAUGGUUUGAAGGACAGGCACGAGAAGGGUUGAAAAUUGGAAAGUUUUGGGAGUUGGGUUGCAGGUUGCUCUGCACGGAGCCUCGAGGGGAGACUUCAGUGAAAAAGGAAUCAGCCGAAAGUCCGAAAGUUGUUUUUGGAAUUGUGAGAACUGUCCUUGCCAGGCCGCGGGCCACUAUGAAGGAGAUAAGUGCUCCUGAUAAAGACAUGCUACAUGGAGUAAAUGAACCAUGGGGUUUGAGAGUUGUGCAAGAGAGCAACCGCAAUGAUCUUCCCAUCGGUAGUCUCGUGCUCAACUACUACGUUUUCGCAUGGAAUGAAGUCGGAUUAGCACCACCAUCGACGUUGGUGCUCGGUCCGACUCCUCCUCCGCCAUGGACGAUGGAAGAGGCAAACAUCACAGAUGCGGUGGUAAUCAUCCUGGCUGCGUCUGGAAAGAUCGCAGUGGUGUUCGCUCACCAGUUGAAGUUUACGCAACCAGCAGGAUCUCAGCCGCGGAAGAUUAUCGCCGUCACGAGCCAGACGUCCCGGGCAUUUGUGGAGGCUACAGGGUUCCACGAUCUAGAGGCAGUGAAGAAAGUGGGAAGGAAGGAACUUGAAAAGAAAUUCGCGAAAAUCCUGGGUGAAUUUUUGGAUGUUGGAGGGAUUCCUGGACUGUCUAUGAAGAUGCAGCAAGGAAUGGGGGCUGUGGCGGAAGGGUGGGAUGCCCUGUGUUCUGGAGACCCUGGGCCAGAAACCGGCUUGAUGUUCAAAAUAGACUGA
Histoplasma mississippiense is the source of this 891-nucleotide messenger RNA. RefSeq lists its product with no specific name. The coding region runs from base 1 to 891 and encodes 296 amino acids. Lineage: Eukaryota; Fungi; Ascomycota; Eurotiomycetes; Onygenales; Ajellomycetaceae. The record is from RefSeq and is a predicted model, not a curated record. The transcript has 7 exons.